UCCUCAUCACUGCGCCUUCACUCUGACCAGUCUGUUACCUGAGCACAAAUGAGGAAAAUUCAUCUUGAACUCUGAAAAUUGAACUAUGGCAGCGCUGGCAUGGAGUGUUCUCUUGCUUUGUGAGUUAUUUUACUCUUUUAAGUUUAUUUGUGUACCCUGUGUGGUGUUGUUCAAUGUUAAUGUGAAUAUCUAUACUGCCCUCCUUUCAGGCAGCAAAGAUGCUGGUACAGAAUGUCGUGGUUGGGGGGCAGGGGAUUUAACAAAGCUCAUGUCAGUAUGUUUUUUUGGGACACGGAUUUUAGACGAGACGAAAAAAGGCAUUUAAUAUUCUUAAAUGUUUUGAGAGAAUAAGCACAGCCUCAAAAGAACUCACUAAACAACAGAUUUCAGACCAAAGAAACAGACAGAUCGUGAUUAAAAAGCUGGGGACCUUUCCAAGUAACUGUCUCUGACCAAAGGUGCAACUGGAUUGGCACUCUUAUCAAUAACUUAUAACUUUUCUGUGAAAUUUAAGCUAUCAAGCUUCUUCUUUGCCUGUAUCCAACCUCAGGUGCAGCAGGAGCUCUCCUCUCCUCAGCCUCUCCCCUGGUGGUCCAACCGGGUCAGAACAUCUCUCUGACCUGUAAUGUAACAUCCAGCCGUAAGCUGACCUGGUACCUGCUGCGCUCAGAUCAGCUGCUGCCUCUCCUCACAGUCAAAAAAACUAAACUUAAGUCAACUUCAGUCAACUUCCACAAAGACAACAGCCAAAUGAGAAGUAAAGGGAGUUUGGAGAGCGGAUCAGUCAUUCUGGAGAUCCUGCAGGUGGAGGAGGAGGACACUGGGAUUUAUUUCUGCUCAUGGUCGUAUGCAGAAAAGCUUUGUGUGAACAAAGGGAUUCAUCUGUCUUUUCCAAAUCCUCCAGAUGCUCCUUACCCGUGGCAUUUAGCUGUUCGUGCAGGAACAGUGAUUCUCUAUUUAAUCGUCAUGAUCAGCAUCGUUGUAGCAACCUGGAGAAAAGCUCACCAGAUAAAGAGGAGAGAAACAGCAGGAACAAGAGAUGAACUCAGAGUGAAGGAGGCCAUCAUGUGAAGCUGAAGCUGCUGAAACCACUGAUACAGACUGCUGGUGCUCGGACCGCCAUGACUUCUACUCCUCAAGCUUUGUCUUAGACUCCAAGUGUGUACUCUGCAGUUUCAGGUAUUAAGGAGCCAUAAAUACGGUUCCCAAGGCCUUCAUUGGCAGCUGUACUUUACUAAAGUCACUUAGUAGAGCUUCUUUAAAUGAUGUGUAUCUCUUUUUUUAAUCUUUAAUCUGUCAAAUCUAAUCCAAAAGGAUUAUAAAACCAAUAAACAGUUUUUACCAGAAACCUGAUGUGAUGAAACAUUUUGCAUUAAGCAGCCAGCUCUGCAUGAAUCCUGUGAUCAAAGUUUAGCAAACUUCGAAUCAUUCAUGAACAAAAGGUCCAUUAAGAGCCGCUAAAGUAAAGCUUUAAACUUAACAGUCUUAAUGUAGACAAGCUUUGGUUUGACUGAAUGAGCUCUGGCUGGGUUAUACGAGUCUGAACAUGACUCUGAAUGAGGACGGGGCGGACAUUUAAAAACAACAUUAGAUGGUUAAGUUAAGAUGGGGGAGGGGAACCUGGAGCAGUGAGUAAAGACAACCCCAAAAAUAAUUCAGCAGGUAUUUUCCUAUGAGGACCUCUGGGAGGAUUUUAAGCCUCAUAAUAAAAAAAUCUAACUUCUUUUCUGUUUGCUGUUCUUUUCAUUUAGAUAAAUAUAAGUCAUGUUUUCUGACAAAAACCCACCCUGAAUGGCACCUUUUUUUAUGGUAAAUAUAUCCCUCAAUGUGAUUGGUUGGGAAAUCAAAGACAGUCACAGGUAUUGAAUAUUACAAUACAGGAAUUAAUAAGUCAUUUUUUUAACAGUGUUUUUGCUAAUCUAGCAGAUCACACACUGAAGUUAUGCAAUUAAUUGUAUUUCAUUUAUAAUUUUGAGCCCCCUACGAUCAUAAAAAACAUGAUACAGACUGAAUGGUAUCGUGCUACCUGCUGUGAUGCCCUCUUACAUCCUAUACACUGAAUGAAGCGCACCCUCCCUCUCUUCCUUAACAGCAGAGCCUAGGCGUGGCCCCUCCCUUCAAACAGCUCUCACUGUCACUUCAUCAUAAGCAUCUCAGAUCAAUAUGAAACAAAAUUCCUAAAACGUAGGUGAGAGGCAGGUGUCAGCCAAGCAGCUGAAGAAACUAAUGUGUUUUUACAAUUUCCUCUUUAAGUUUUGACAGUGAAUGAGACAUUUGACUGUCAUCAGUCAAAUCGUGAUAACAUUUCUCUGAAAGAAGACGCUUUGUAAGCAUGUAGAGGAUAAGAUAAGCAGAGACGGCUUUGUCCACAAUGGACGCCAACUUCCACAGGAACUUUAACUAAAAACAAGACAGUAAUUCACUGUUUCAUUCCCAAAAAAAGAGAGCUUUUGAAAAUGUUUGUUAACAGCAGUAGCCAGAACUCUUGAGUCAGAUAUCCAGUAGCAUGUUUCUGCACCCAUUUGACUUAAGAUCACAAAAAACACGCAUGAGCAUUUAUCUUCAGAUGAGGACACCUGAUGUCAAUGUUGUCAACAUGUCGAACAAGGUGCCACGCCAAAAGAGUACACAGCCUUAACAAAAGUGCUGCGUCACUCCUCCUGUCAUCUCUACACUCUUUAGAAACCUGUUACCGUUAAGGAACGCAUGCUGUAAGAAAUAUGUUUCCCUGAUGGGGAAAUCGAUGCAAAAUGUACAACUUUUCAAUGAUUUCGACUUUGCUUUCAAGGAAUUUUGUUUGCCAAUCAAUCAAUCAAUCAAGAUCUACUCAAACCCAGAUAGUUUUUUUUACACUUGACAAGAAAAAGUAAAUUGGUUUACAUGAUUUUCUUCAACUUUUACAGAGAAGCAUAAAACCCCACUAUAAUUAGACCCUGCAUUGAAAAAUAGAGGGUUGCCCUAACCUCUAAGCUAUCUGAUUAAGUCAUUUGGAGGACCAAACUGUAAAAGGAAGGAAUCCCUACAACUCUGCCAUCAAACAAACCUGAAAACAGCUUCAGGAAGACAAACAAAUUCACUCACUAUCCUCGACAAAACUGUAAAUGCCCCGCCCACUUCCAAAACUAACUAAUCAGAUUUCACCCGACAAUCACUCAGCACUCAUCAGUUCUAGUGUCUGCCAGAGGGUGUAGUCAUGGUGACUAAAGAGCAGGGUGGGGGGUUGAGGGAAUGGGACAGAGGAGAGCAUACCUGAGACAACGGUGAAACCUGAGAGGGGGGAGGAGGUUCAGCACUCACUGGAGUAAGGAGGACGGCUCAGACAAACAAACUACAGGAUGGGAGAGAGAGCCUGUGUUUCUUUAACACAGACGAUUCUCUGAAAACACAGCCUGGGUCUGCAUGAUUCUGUUUCUGCUGUCUAACGCUGUCAAUUUGUUGUUUUUAGUAAGUGUGUGUGCUUUUAUAGUUCAAGUGUCACGACAACAAAAUCACUCCAACCCUCAGUGUAAACAACAGAUGAUUAAAACCUGUGAGAUAAGGGGAGGAGGUGACAUACAGCAACAACCAUAUACUUCAAUGUCUAUUUGAAUAUUUGAAAAAAAAAGUACAUUUAUUAUCUAUGAAAGAAUAGUGUGUAUUUUGUUUUGUUUUAUAUCUAUCUAUCUAUCUAUCUAUCUAUCUAUCUAUCUAUCUAUCUAUCUAUCUAUCUAUCACAAUAACAGCUUAAUUCUGAGACUAUGGGACAUGAUGGAAAUACCAGCAGGUUGGAUAUCAUUUAAGUCCGAUAUCAUAUAUCCUCUGUUUUCAUUAUUUCAAGGAACUAGUUUCUGGUCUAUUUAAAAAAAAUGCUUUUGAAUUAACUUUGUAAUCAAUUAGAUUUAAGAUGAGGGAUGUGCAUAUUUAGGCCUGUACUGGAGGCCUAAAAUGCCAUAUAUCGAGUCUUAACUGCACCAGUUAAGGUUAAUGAGAACUGUCGUUAUCUUAUAGUGUCCUACAACCCGAAUGUAGGCAAGCUAAGAUGGCAGAUUGCUUCUUGUAAAGCAGCUCAGUUAGUCAGUGUUUUGAUCCAGAAAAUGGAGAUAAAGUUGUUUGUUGACUGUGUCUGGUUAUACUGGUAUCUGCUCUACCUGAACAAUGUGUAACCAGCAAAAGCAUGCAGAGAGCCACCUGCCAGGACUGACGGCUGAGUGCCAACUACGGAUGCUCUGAUGAACAUCAGUAUUGGCAAAUAUCUGCCGUGUUGACUAAUGGCGGCACAUCUGAAAAUAAUGUAUCUGUACUCUUGAGCCUUCUGUUUUUGUCUUUUACACCUUACUGGUGUUAUACAAAGAUGCUUCUUAUUGGGCAGAAGAAGUCCCUGACUGGACAAAGUGAUUUAAUGAUGAAACAUAAAGUCUGUGGAAUGUGCUUCCAUCUCUGAGAAAGAGCAGCAACAUGCAGUUUGUUAGACACGCUCCAGGCACUAGCCACUGUUUACACAUGCAUCAAGUCCCACACAAAAAAUACAAAGAAGUAAUGCAAAAAACACUGGUAUCAGUUACUGAGUUAAAUUUAUAUCUCAAACGUGGGUUUCAGCUCCAAUUGUAUCCGAAAGUGUUUUCUGAGUGUUGACCGCACAUGAGAAGGAAACCACAAAUGACAAUGUGUGGCUGAUAUUUUGCCCACUUGGCGUACAAAGACACAGACGGAGACUCAGCAUUGUCUACAGUACAUGCAGAUGAGCAUAAAAGCAUUUCUUUCUAAAGAAAAGCUCAAGAACAAAUAAUCACAAAAAUGAGAUUGAUUCAUGUUUCCACUCUGACAGAAGUGCUAGUCCUCAUCUCAAGACUCCCACAACGACAGUCUGUGACAGAAAAACAAGCAGAAACAUGCUGGGAAUUUCAGGGUCCCCAGAGGCAGUUUCCCAUCAGAAAAUUGUAGCUUUUCAAGAAAAGCUGUGAAAUUAAAAGUAUUAAACCCUAAAUGAUAUAUUUUUUUAAAAAAGACUUCAAACAGGAGCAGAAGAAAAAAAAAGGUAAAAACAGGGCCCUAAAAGGUCUUUUUCACAGUUCGGUCCAGAUCACAUCCCUCCAUCAACAAUCAAGAGAACUUAAAGUAAUGAAGCAAAGAUGGAUAGUUAAGGAUAAUAUAAAACUCUGAAAAGCUUUUAUGGUUGAGAAAUGAUAAAUAGAUGACUGCAAAACUAAUCACCAUUGUUUUAUUUAUAAAUCUUUAAACUGCUUAUUUCUGUGUCCCUGACAAAAUUUUUGAAUCUAAGUACAGACGUCUGCGAGACAUUUUCUAUAAUCUCCUGCCAACAAACUUCAGUAUGGGGGAAAAAAAAGACUUUGCGGAGGAAAUUACAGUUUCUAAAGGUUUCUGGACCAAGCAUAGGUGAAGCAAAAUGUAAAGAGAAGGUUAUUUUUAACUCUUCAUUAUUUUUCAGGACGAGUUCCUGGCAUGACCCGGAUCUGGGCCACGGCAGAGGAGAACGUAUCGGUGUCGGGUACUGAGCGACUCGGCUGUGCGAGAAAAGAUGCUAUCAGGGAGAUUAAUGCAGGGUCGGGUUUCUGCAGCACCUGAGGGGAAUCCCUCUGAGCCCUGGGCUGAUCUAUCUGUAAUCAACAGGUGAGAAACAAAAAGGAACAACGACUGCCUGUUCUCUGCUGGACUCCCACUUAACACUGCGACUCUACAUGCAGACAAACACACAAACCAGCUGUCCUCCACUCUGUGUGCAUCUUUUUCAAGAAUAGAAAGUCCAGAUGAAUAGGGUCAUUAUUUAGUUGGUGUUUUUCCUACCGCACAUUCUUUCAGAUUAUUUCUUUAUCCAGUAAGGGGGUGUAGCUACAUGAAACUGCCCGAAAGCCCAGCAAACAUAAACCCAGUUUUUUGGUAUUAAUCUGUUAUUUUAGUCGAUAGAGCCCCAACAACCAUGGAUUCCAUGAUAAGACUGGGAGGGGACAGCUAGACAAGUUGAAAGCCUCUGUGCUAGGCAAAGCUCAUCGGGAACUUUUUAAUUUCACAAAGACUGCAAAUAACAGUGUUGGUACAAAUAACUGUUUAGUGUUUAUCAGGUCAGCGUUUAGAUUUUCUGACUAAAUUGAAUGCUUUAGAGAUAACUGAUCUAUCCUUUGUUCAACAAAAAUGUGAAGAUUUGUUUUCUUUCCACUUAAGGACACAUGCUUGCAUUUAUUUCAUAUAAAUCUGCAUCAUGCUUUUUUUAUUUUUGCAAACUUAAGACCUGAAUAAAGCAAGUAAACUGCAAGAAUGAAAGGUUCAUUUUCAGGUCUUUAUCAUCAGAGUUAACCCAAGGACAGCUUCUGCAUAAUUGACUGUUUACAGCGAAACUGAGACUCAAUCAAAGCAGAUGAAUACUUGUAACUCCAUGAAAUGAUGGUUUGCAAUUUGCAGACAUAUCUGGGGUAAGAUUUUGCUCUGCAUUUUAUCUCAACACACAGUCGUGAUAAUCGUGUGUCGAUUAUUAUAUCCUUAACCUGUGCAAUACACGUCCAUAUACAUAUAAAAAAAUAUACUCAAACACAUAUAUAUAUUUAUUUUUGAUAAUUCUCUUUAGUAUUUAUCUUUCUAUUUUAUUCUUAUACAUAUGUUUUAUUUUACUGUUCUGUAGAAUUCUUGUCUUGUAUAUAUAGUACCUUCUAUCUUUCUAUUUGUACUUUUACUACCUUAAUUUUACUUGUCUAUUGCACUGCUUUUACUUGUACUUUUAGUAUGAUGACAAUAAAUGACAUUCUGAUUCUGAUUCGUUAGAUGCAGAAUAGGAUUGCUGCAACAUAUCAGGUACAAAAAAUAUGAAAGGAUUAUGCUUCGCACCAUGAAGCCACCUGCUACAACAAAAUGAGCCUCACACUGUGGGAAACACGCAGGUUUACCAGCAAAUAUCAACAAACACAGGCUAGAAAGCUUUGAAAAUUAAACAUAUCACUAUAUCAUUGGCCUUCUGAAUGUGGCCACUAAUGACUCCAGAAAGACAAUGAACUCCAGAUGACUUAUCAAUUGUGACAGCUAUAAAUUUUCUAAAAUUUCCAUUCACAACAUGUGAACAGGACAGAGAGACAUUUGCAGAGAAAGAUGAACAGGAUACCGCCUAUUGUAUCAUCUUGUAAGUAAUUCAAUUCACCAUCAGAACAAGUGUCCUAAAUAUGUGAACAAUCUUACAACCAGUCAACUAGUCUCCAAGUAUCUGUGGGAGUGUGUGCAGGCUGUUUAAUGGAGGUUAAUGAGUCAAGCCAUCAGUGCUUUCCUCACAGCUGGGGUUGGGACCAUGAAAGCAGACACAGACAGACAGUCAGCCCACAGAGACACCAGCAGUUACUCUGAAAUGUGUCUGCAACCCGCCAGAGCACCUGAGCAAAAGCAGCAACACUGAAAUAAGAAGCAUGUUUUUAGAUACAUGUUUGAAUUUUUUAUACUUCUCUAAUCUCAGUCUGAAGCAAAAGACGUUUAGAGUCACCUGGACGAUAAUCUCAAACAGGAGAAACAUCAUUUAUGAGGUGAUUUUACAGCAUCCUUCCUUCCUCAUUCUUUAACAAACACACCAUCAUCCUCCCUCAUAUACUCAAAUUCUAUUUAAAUUCUGCUUUGCCUAUGUUGUACAGAAACCUCAGGCAGGCCUGAGCCUCAGGUGGAAAAUGUUUGCUAUAGCAGUGUUUGUGGCGUGGUUUUAAGUGCCCACGGUUUUCGCAUUUGUUGAAUUUGAAUAUUUUUUUUUUUAUGGCUCAAACUGUCUGCAUGAAUAAACUAAAAUCUCUUCUCCUUUAAAACAAUCCUCUCGGGCUUCAUCGAGUCUUUCUGUUUGUCACUUCUUCUCAUCUCAAAAGAUGGAAAUUAAAACCUGACAAUCAAAUUCUUCUUGUUUGAUUAAUCUGGGAAUAGUCUGUGUGUUUGUGCUAAAGGCUUUCAAUAUUAUACUCGUAUUAGUUUAUUCUCAGACCUAUUCCUGUGGUUAUCAUGUUCCUACAAUUACAUUUAGCGACCUGAUACCAUCCCAGAAAUUGAAUUUAAACCCUUAUGCUGUAUAUUAAGUAGCCUACCCGACUAUGUUUUUUUCCUGGACUCCUAAACUGUCAAUUUUGGGGGCUAAAAUCGCUCCAAAGUAGGUUUUUGAUCCCCAAUUAACUCCCUCCAGCAGCUUUAAUACUUGGAGGCUAAAGUUUUUAUAAUCUUUUUAUACAAUACUUUGAAUCAUGGGCGCUAAAUGCCCUCUUCUGACCCUGAUUUACACCCAAGCUCUGGAAUACGUGGGCAAAAUUUUCCAUCCAUUAUCAAAACCUCAAUGUCUACUGAAUCACACGAGCCUAAAUUUGCUUUAAAGCCCAAAGUACCCCUUUCACUGUGAAGGUCAAAUCCACUUUUUACUCCCUAAGAUGUCUGAUUAGAGAGUUAAAUUUGCUCUUGGAAAUCUAAUACUUGUUAAGUCAGGGGCAAGAAGUGUCAUUUCAGCCCCUGAGAUGUCUGAUUUGAGGAUACAUUCGCUGUAGGACUCCUUUAACCUCUUGGCUAUUGUGGGCACAUAUUUCCAUUUCAGCCCCUUGUUCCCCCUGAACUCUUUUAUUUGGGGGCUAAAUUUGGUUCUGGACUCAUUUUGAUCCAUUAGCUGCCUGCCUGCUACUGUACCCCUUGCAUUAUAAUAGCUUUGACCGAUGGGCCAGGAUAUGAUUUAAGGUCCUGAGGACGACCUAGAUUUUGAAUUUGGGGGCUGAAUUUGCUCCUUAGUCGUCUUCUUGGGUUGCUAAACUUGAGAAUCACAUCCUCCUACUUUUGAGGGAAAAAAACAAACUGGGGAAAAUUUGGCAACAGGAAAGAACCUAAACAUCUGUUACGUAAUCUAAGGAUUGAAAAAGCUGACAUAACUCCUUCACCGCCGCUUGACCUUCAAUCUAUUUGCCUCUUGAGUUACAAUUCAAAUCCGAAGUGAAGGAUUUCAAUUUCCGCCAUUUCCAUGA
Molecule: messenger RNA, 8945 nt
Organism: Xyrichtys novacula (pearly razorfish)
Lineage: Eukaryota; Metazoa; Chordata; Actinopteri; Labriformes; Labridae
Source: the annotation of a GenBank genome assembly